Messenger RNA from Ceutorhynchus assimilis (cabbage seed weevil), 1930 nucleotides. The record is from the annotation of a GenBank genome assembly. Lineage: Eukaryota; Metazoa; Arthropoda; Insecta; Coleoptera; Curculionidae.
UGUUUUCCAAAUAUUUAUUUCAGGAAAAGUCAUCACGGGGCAAAUUCCCCUUACUUUUUUCUUUGUCCGAUGAAAAUUUGUGAAUUUUUAGUGAAAAUAGCGUACCGUAAAAGCGAAAAAACCACAUCUGACUAGCUCGUGCAGACUUCGUGCGAGCUUGUGACUGUUUUAACCGGCGGAGACCUUUGAAAUGUCAUCCCGUAGAAGGAGCCGGAGCAGGGAAAGGAAAAACAUUGCGUCCAAGCUGCGCAUGGACAAUAACGCUCCUCCACAAAGAAUAACCGAUCCAAGUCUACCUGCUGGAAGAAGACGUGAAAUCGAUAACGUAAUGAAGAAAGCAAGAGCUCAAAAUUCUCCAACAUCCAGUGCUAUUUGGGAGAAAAAAUUACUCGAAGUGGAAGCCAAGGAUUCCAAUAGAUGGCGUCAUUCGGGCUACAAAUCCCUGUACCUCGACGGGCAGUCGUCCUCGCGGUCCCGGUCUCGUUCCCGUUCGUUUUCGUCCACCCGUCGCGGGGGCGCGGGCGCUUCACCGUCGCCUAGACGCGCCCGCUCGCCCCGUUCGCCACCGCCCAGAGCUCGGUCUCCGCGUAGUCCGCCGCCCCGAGGACGCAGCCCCCGAUCGCCGCCCGCCCGACGCGGAGCCAUGUCUCCGCCGAUGGGAUACAGAGGAGGUGGUAGACCCAGAACACCACCCUCGCCGAAAAAAAGAUGCAGAAGAUCAGCUUCUGCGAGUAGCAUGAGCAGUUGCUCAGAAGAUUCUUGUUCUGUGUGUUCUCCUAAACAUGGCAGGCAACGGUCCAGAUCUCGUUCGUUUUCUCCUCCGCCACGUCCUUCAGCCUCAAGCGCUAUCCGUAAACCUCCUCCACCUUCGAAAGCGCAAACGUCGCGACCUCAAAGACCUCCCAGUCCUUCUUCGCCUCCACCGAGGAGGCUUCCGCGUCCUGUAACACCGCCGAUGGCCAAGCGCAUGCCCAGGCCUCCCACUUCUAACGAUAGACCUACAGAUCCUAGGACUAGGCCUCCACCACCUAGGCCUGUGCCUCAGAAACCUGGUCAGAAAGUAGCUGAAAAGGUACCUACUGGGAAAACGCCUCUACUUACUCGAAUCAAAAAAGAGGGAGCCCAAAAAAAAAAGAAUCCUGGUUCGCCUGGAGCGGAAUCUUCUGGAUCUGAAGACAGUGGCGCAUCUGCCACAGUGCCAAUCGUAGCGACCACUGCAAUGACUUUGUCUGAAAGAUUUGGUAAAAUAGCUCAAUGGACUGCAGACAGAGAAAGGCGCGACAUUGAAAACAUGAGGAUAACGAAAACGGGCAGCAACAUGAAAGUAAUGGUAGAACAGGACGAAUUCCUGUACGGUUCGCCACCAAGACGCUACAGCAUAUCUCCAGUGCCGCAAGGACAUUAUCCCGAUGAAUUGUUAUCCGCAGGGCAGUCGCGAUUGGCUGCUUGGGACGACGUCCGAGUGCGCUAUCAAUAUUACAAAGAUUUGGGUUAUCUUCGUGAUCUCAGUCUUGACGACUAUGUGAAAUGGGAAGAGUGGUGGUACAAGUACCAAGAUUGGUUGACCAAUGAGAGGCAUUACGAACACUGGUUGACGACACACGGAAAUUCUGGAGGUGGCGGAAGGAGGCGGAAGAAAAGAGUGCAUGCUAGUCAAAGGCUAGGUGUUUAAAAAAUAUAUUUUAUUCAAUUAAGCUUAAGGAGAAAAAAUGUAGGUUUUUAUUUUUUUGCAGCUAAAUUUUAAGCACAAAACUUUAUUAUUUAGACCUCCUAUAUUUCUUCAAAAUGAUAAUUUUACAAUUUAAGUGGAGCAAAUUUUAAUCUCGAUUUAUUUUAAUUAAUUUUUUUUUUUUUUUUUAAUUUUAAUUUUACUCUUAUUAUUCUGUGAAUUUGGACAAUGUUCCGAAACUUUUUUUUAUAAUUUUUUUGU